AUGAGUCUUGAUUGCGUUCAGACACGGCAUAAUUAAUCUUUUAGUUGAUAUGCUUUGUUCUCUUAUGUUUUGGAAUCGGAAGUAGUUCAUUAUUAGGUGGACAUUGGUAAGCUUGGUUGUGAAUAUUUAAGGCUUGAGGUUCAUCUCAAAUGACUUUUACGAUUAUUGGGGAUUUUACGCAUCUCCUAGAGCAUAUUGGCAUUUUCCAUUGCAUUCAAAAUUAUAUCUGGAGAUAAUUGCUGUACCUUGGGGUUUGGAUUUUUUCAUCAUUAAAUACAUCCUUCAUUUCAACUUGAUCCUCUUGCUCUUGCUCUGCUCUUUCUUUGAUUUCGUUCGUCACCUCUUAUCUUCCAUCGAUUUACCAUGGCUUCAUGUCAAUACAUGACAAUGAGAAAUAACAAAGUUAAAUAAAUUCAGUAUUAUUCAAUGAGGUGAAUUUUGCAAGAGGGCAGCGGUAGCAAAUUGGUGAAUCAUCACAGGAAAUUGAACUUCAAAGGAGACAAGUAAUUGUUGGUUUAUACUGGGGGUAGAGGGGGAUCCUCUUUAUGUGGUGAAAAGCUUGUUCUUAAUCCAUGUGCCUCAGUUUAGAAGGCACAAACGACGUUGCAAAAUGAAUUCUGAGCAGCGAAGGAAAGAGAGACAGGGUGCAGGGGCUCUGGGGCAACCACCAGAGAUUGAGCUGAAUGAGACUUUCAACCCAUUUCGCAAUGAUAACCAUUUUGAUGGAGCAUACGAGAUACUUAAAAUUAUACUCUUGCUACCCGUAAUGGUGGUGCGACUCUUAGUUUUUGUGACUUCACUUCUUUUAGGAUACUUGCUUACCAAACUAGCUCUGUUCAGAGCUACGAAUGUGUUGACAAGUCCAUUUCCUCAAUGGCGUCGUUCAUUGAUGCUACCAGUUCGUCUCUGUGCCCGGGUGAACCUUUUUGCCUGUGGCUUUCAUUGGAUUCAUUUGAAAGGUAGGCCUGCUCCACGUCAUGAGGCUCCCAUUCUAGUGAGUAAUCAUGUGACGUUUGCGGAUCCAUUGUUCCUUUUCUUCAAGCAUCUGCCAGUAAUAGUCACAGCUUAUGAGAACCUCAACUUGCCAAUAGCUGGUGCUAUCAUUAAGGCGAUGCAAGCAAUUGCUGUUGAUCGAAUCUCAAGAACAUCCCGUCAAAAUGCAUCUGAUGCAAUCAAGCGGAAAGCUAUGUGCAAUGACUGGAGUCAUGUAAUGAUAUUUCCUGAGGCUACCACGACGAAUGGCAAACUUCUCAUUUCCUUCAAAGCAGGGGCCUUUACACCCGGCUUCCCUGUUCAACCAAUCCUUAUUCGAUAUUCAUAUGUGCACAUGGACCCAUGUUGGGUUGCAGAGGGACCGGUCAUUUAUUGGCUUCUCUUCCGCUUAAUGACCCAGUUUCAUAACUUCAUGUCGGUUGAAUAUCUCCCUAUUAUCUAUCCGAAUUUGGCAGAAACAAAAAAUCCGCAGAUGUUUGCAGAACGGGUGCGCCUCACAAUGGCACGAGCCAUGAACACAUCUGUGACUCAGCAUACAUUUGAGGAUGCCACUCUGGCCAUGGAAGCAGUGAGACUGAACAUCGAUAGUGGGUCUGCUCUUCUUGAAUUUGGGGAAUUCAACAAGAUCUCUCCAUUCAGAGUCAAGGACGCUAAGCGAUGCUUAUCUAAAUUUCUAACCAUGGAUUCCUCAAAAAGGGGUUCUCUCACUUUCGAGGACUAUAUUAAAGCGGUAAAUUUGCCUAAUUGUUCCCUGCUACAGCAGGUGUACCGAUACUUUGAUCGUACCAACAGUGGUUGCAUCAGUUUUCGGCAGUAUGCUGUAGGGAUAGCUUAUGUAAGCAGUCAUUUAAGAUUCAAAGAAGCUGUAGUUGCAGCAUACAACUUUUGUGGUGGUGAAGAAAAUGAUCUACCAGAUGAACCGACGUUGCUGAGAAGCUUACGUGUACUCAUCCCAUCAGUUUCAAAGCAACAGGUUCACUUGCUUUUUGACAGACUUGAUGUAAAGAAGGGAGGAAUACUUCGACUGGCUGACUUUGCCAGCUAUUGUGACGAGAAUCCUGAUUUCCUACUAAUAUUUUUGAUUGGGAAGUCAAGUCUACUUUGACUCAAGAUUUCACAUAAUAGGCAAUGUUGCAGCAUUCUCAGCGCGCAGAGGCGGGCAAAAAGCUUGAAUGAGUGUUGUCUGAUUGGUCUUUUCCCUGCACUAUUAUUUGGAGGUCGUGUUGGGUUCUUGUUGUAGUAGGCUGAGACGAUCAGUGAAAUAGAAGUAAUUGAUUCUGAUACUGCUCGAGUUGAAGUGGCAGGCAGUGGUCCUCAACUGCGAAUUCAGAGGAUGGACAUAAUAUAUAGAGUCACGUAUAUCAAUACCUUAAAUUGGGCAAGUCCAGCUGCACAUUGUGCGACAGAGGUCUAUUCUUUUUGUAGAGUAUUGUAUAAGUUAUAGCAACUCUAGGCCCAGUGAUUUGCAAAAGCAUAGUUGUUCACUCUGUUUGUAAUUUUAAAUUUUACAUGCAAAUUUUAUACUUUCUCUACUUUAUUCGA
Molecule: messenger RNA, 2535 nt
Organism: Physcomitrium patens
Lineage: Eukaryota; Viridiplantae; Streptophyta; Bryopsida; Funariales; Funariaceae
Product: lysophospholipid acyltransferase LPEAT2
Source: RefSeq, a predicted model, not a curated record